UACUUCUUAGGUGUUUUUACAAUGCCGGCCUCUCUCUCUCUGUCCUCUAUUUCUCUCUCUAGAAAAAACCAGAGUGGUUCUGCAUAACUCAUAAAACAAUUCUUCUUUUUCAUGAACUUACAAAUUCCCUUUUGAUAAACACCUAAUUCUCCUUUCUUUUUGAUCUCACUAUUCAAAGAAACCUCCUUUUUUCUUCAUUCUUGUGAAUCUUUUUUGUGUUUCUUGAGUACCCUUUUGAGUAUUUGUUUGUUUUGUGUCAAUCUUUUUUGUGUUUUUUGAGGACCCUUUUGAGUAUUUGUUUGAUUUGUGUCAAUCUUUUUUGUGUUUCUUGAGGACCCUUUUGAGUAUUUGUUAGUUUUGUGUGAUUUUUUUGUGUUUUUUGAGGACUCUUUUGAGUAUUUGUUAGUUUUGUGUGUGGUGUUCAAAGGGAUGGUUGUGAAAAUGAUGAAGUGGAGGCCAUGGCCUGAAUUAACUUCAAAGAAAUUUGAGGCCAAAAUCACUGUGAAUUGUGUUAAAGGUCUAAACUUUUCUCAAGAUUUUCAAAGAUUGGUUGUUGAAAUCAAGUGGAAAGGCUCAAAGGGUAAUUCUUUGACUUUGAGUUCUCUCAAGAGGAAAAGUUUUAAGAAGAGUUUCACAAAGGAAGAGUCUUUGAAGGAUGAUGGAGUUGUUUAUUGGAAUGAGGAGUUCCAAAGUCUUUGCAACUUUUCUGUAUCCAAAGAGAUUGCAUUUCAUCCUUGGGAGGUUUCUUUUACAGUAUUCAAUGUUACGAAUAAACGAUCGAACCAUAAAGUCCCCAUAGUUGCUGCUGCAUCAUUGAACAUUGCAGACUUUGCUUCAAAAGCUAGGGAAAAAGAAGAAAUUGAAAUAGUCAUCCCCUUGGAUGCCUAUAGUGGUGGCAAUAAGAGCAACCUUUCACUUUGUUUGUCUCUCAAUCUUGUUGAAUUGGGGAAUGCUCACGAAGCCUCAAAAACGAUGCCAAAGUUUGUCAUGUCUGCUCCAGUAUCUCCUUCCCCUGCAGAGGUUUUGUCGACAGACAGAAAUGAGCUUUCUGCUUUGAAAGCAGGUCUGCAGAAAGUGAAACUUUUCAAGGGAUUAUCUACUAUGCGACGAAAGAAGGCAUGUCAUGAAGAGGAGGGCAGUGAUGGAAGGAACUCGGUCAGAAGUGAUGAUACCGAUUUGGUAUAUCCAGUUGACACAGAUUCACUCGGUGAUUCGGAGGAAGGUGAAUCAGAUGAAGUGAAGGAGGAUACAAGUAUGCGGAAGUCAUUCAGUUAUGAAACACUUGCCUAUGCGAAGCAUGCUGGUGGAUCAUGCUACACAAACACGAGUGGCAGUGAAGAUGAGGAUUUGAUCUUUUAUAGUCAUCACAAAUCUGUUGCAGGGCGUGUGUAUGCUGAGGGUGCAACUGGAGAAGGUCAUAAUCAAUAUUCACAGAACAGUUCAAAACGCAAAAUUCUCCCUUGGAGGAAGAGAAAGUUAAGCUUCAGAUCUCCUAAACCCAAAGGGGAGCCGUUGUUGAAGAAGCAUUAUGGAGAGGAAGGUGGGGAUGAUAUAGAUUUUGAUCGCCGACAGCUUAGUUCAUCCGAUGAGUCUUCUUCAGGG
This is a messenger RNA of Solanum tuberosum (potato), 1602 nucleotides long. RefSeq lists its product as uncharacterized. The transcript has 3 exons. The record is from RefSeq and is a predicted model, not a curated record. Lineage: Eukaryota; Viridiplantae; Streptophyta; Magnoliopsida; Solanales; Solanaceae. The annotation marks the transcript as partial.